This is a messenger RNA of Nipponia nippon (crested ibis), 1203 nucleotides long. The record is from RefSeq and is a predicted model, not a curated record. Lineage: Eukaryota; Metazoa; Chordata; Aves; Pelecaniformes; Threskiornithidae.
AUGGAGCUGUUGACCCCUUUGGAUAUGACCAUGCAACCAAUUCCUCAUCCACUGAACAGUCGACCCAUCAAAUCCAUAGGUGGGUUUGAACUUCAUAGAUAUGAAAUGGGCUGCUCUUGGGUCCUCGAUGCCUCAACACUCAGCGUUGGUACUCGAGUCAGAUGGUUUGCCAUAUGUUUUGUUGCUGGCAUUGUGUGUUCUAUUCUUGGAACAGCAUUGCUAUGGCUCCCAAAGGGAAUCAAACUUUUUGCAGUGUUUUACACCCUGGGAAAUAUUGCUGCAUUAGCCAGUACGUGUUUCCUGAUGGGGCCAAUGAAGCAACUGAAAGCAAUGUUUGAGCCAAAAAGAUUAGUAGCUACAGUUGUGAUGUUGCUUUUCCUAGUAUUGACUCUGUGUGCUGUAUUCUGGUGGAACAAAAAAGGUUUGGCGAUGUUAUUCUGCAUAUUGCAGUUCUUGGCAAUGACCUGGUAUAGUCUGUCAUAUAUUCCUUUUGCAAGGGAUGCUGUGAUUAAAUGCUUCUCGUCCUGUCUAGGGUAAAUUAAAACCAGGAACCACUGUAUGCUUUAAGCUAACUUUUAUUCCUCUGUGAAUUUUGCUCGGAAAACCAUACUUUUCCACUCUUGAAAUACCCAGUAACAAUUUAGUAUUUUCCUUGCCUUUUGCAUUUGGGGGAUUGAAUAAUUUUUACUAGAAACAGUUUUAAAAAUAAAUUGGGUGAACUGUUUGUGUUUACCCUGGAACUUUUAGGCUUUUUUUUUUUUUUAACAAAAAAGUACAUUUAAAUACCUUGGGCAGAGUAGUCUUAAAACUACCUUGCAUCCAGUCACACAGUUUAUUCCCCAGUGGAGGCAGGCCACUAAGAUCUGGGUAGUAUGCAUAAAGAUUUCAUUUCCAGUUAUGUCUAAAAUUUGCAAUGUGCCAUUUAUGUUUGUAUAUUAUUCAUUGUGUGCUUUUCCAAAGACAGAGUUUUAUAAACACUGUAAAGAUUUGGUAAGUUAUAUGCUCCUUCGAAAUGUCUAUACAUGUGCCUUAUGGAAGAAGCUUAAUGAGAAUAUGUGAAAGGUCUGUUUAAAGCCUGUUGGAUUUUAUUAAAAAGCUAUAUUUUAAAUGACUUUUUUACUUUCAUACUUAAAUACUUUUUACUAAAAGAACUUAUGACUAAUGUAUAAAUGAGAUUUGUGAAAUAAAUUAGUUUUAAAGGUG